This is a messenger RNA of Menidia menidia (Atlantic silverside), 1660 nucleotides long. The record is from the annotation of a GenBank genome assembly. Lineage: Eukaryota; Metazoa; Chordata; Actinopteri; Atheriniformes; Atherinopsidae.
CUGCGCUGCACUUCCGGGUCUGACGGCCCGGAGGAGAGACGUUACGUCGCGGUGCGCGCAGCAUCCCCCCACACAAAGAAGACGGCAACAAUGGCCGAUAUAUCACUGUAUCUCACAAACGUUAACGUGUCAAUAGGACGGAACAUGGACGCGGGGCAGAGUCAAAGCCCAAACCAGGCGAGGGACUUUGAGAGUGUGGAGCUGGGAGAGCUGGACAAGGGAGAUGAGCCUGGGCGGAGGCGACAGCAGCAGAGGGAGAAGGCCCCCCGCCGGAUCAUCCAUUUCUCCAGCGGGGAGACCAUGGAGGAGUACAGCACCGACGAGGAGGAGGGAGAGGAGAAGGAGCCGGAGAGGAAAGACCUGCUGUCCUCCCCGGUCGAUGCGGUGAGGUCGAAGAUGACCUGGGGGCCCUAUUUCUGGUUCCACAUGUGGAGAGCGGCGACGUCCACCAUCUCAGCAUGUGACUAUCUUGGGGAGAGAAUGGCCUCCCUCUUUGGAAUCACAUCAGCCAAGUAUCAAUACGCCAUCGACGAAUACUACAGGAUAAAGAAAGAGAAGGAGGAUGAGCAGGAGGAGAGCCGCCUUUCAGAAGAAGCAGAGCGAUCCUUCGACCAGCUACAAUCUCAGGAAGAGGAGGACGAGCCGAUCACGGGGACAGAGCGGCGGGAGGCGGCGGCCGUCGGCCAAAACGCGGCCUAUCAGGUGGAGAACGAGAGCCAGGCUCCCAACACCAUCACCGUCCCUGUCAUCGUCACGGCGACCUAACGUCCCCCCAGAGAUGGACGUUCCGUGUCUGUCAGUUAGAGGAACACAGUCUCGUCUCACCAAACUGUUUGGUUUGUGUAUAACACGUCUUUCGAUGGGCAGCCCCGCUGUGCUUUGGCUGAGUGGCGAGGACAGUCGGGACGCAGCUUUGUAGAUAAACCGAUGGCCAGAUUGCCCCGAUAAUGUGGCAACCCGUUCAGUCUUUAGGAUACAAAUCAAAAGGCUUACUAGGGAAAGCGGAAGAACCCUACGGGAACAGCUUUCCAUUUUAAGGGUCUCUCACAUUAUCCGGCGCGCGCCGCUCUGGUCAGCCAUCAGCUGCUCCCCCCCGUGCCUCCGACGGACCGGACACUGUGCCUAGAUCACCCGUACAGCCACGUCCGUGCCAGAUGUGGACACCAAACAACCGCUGGAGCCUCGACCCGAGUCGCCGUAGACACCGUGUUUGAAAUAUCUUCACACGUUUGAACCUGCUGUUCUGUCCAGAUCUGGCACCGCUGAUACACCUGGCUGCACCCACCAAAGAGCUGGCCAUUUUAGCACCCCCCACCCCCCCCCACACCCCAUUCACGCUUUGGUUUUCGUAUUUCGGUAUUAAUGAGUAUUUGACUUAAAUGCACACUCUUGAUGUCUGUGAGAGCACGGAGCAGAUUUAAAGGAUGGAAACAGGUUGCUCUUUUUUAAUCUGCCUUAACGGAUGUGGCGUCGAACCACUUUGACGGUGGAGGGAAGCAUUGUGACACCCAGUCUGUAUAGACUUAACAGUUUUUAGUACAACUUUUUAUAUUUCUGUAUUUAUUUUAUUGAAACUUGUCUAAUUUAUGCACUUUCUAUCGUUUGACUAACAUUCCAAUAAAUUGUUUAUUAAGUUAAUGUCUGUUUUUUUGUAAUCUCA